Phacochoerus africanus (Common warthog) is the source of this 1785-nucleotide messenger RNA. It is a transcript of the gene SIAH1, whose product is annotated as siah E3 ubiquitin protein ligase 1. The transcript has 2 exons. NCBI's taxonomy places the organism in Eukaryota, Metazoa, Chordata, Mammalia, Artiodactyla, Suidae. The record is from RefSeq and is a predicted model, not a curated record. The coding region runs from base 693 to 1634 and encodes 313 amino acids. Gene Ontology annotation, biological process: multicellular organism development; proteasome-mediated ubiquitin-dependent protein catabolic process. Gene Ontology annotation, cellular component: cytoplasm. Gene Ontology annotation, molecular function: ubiquitin protein ligase activity; zinc ion binding; ubiquitin conjugating enzyme binding.
AGUUGUGCGCUGCAUGCUCGGGAGCCUUGCCAGAGCCGUGCAGGAGCGACUGCGAGCCCCGGAGCCGCCCUAGGCCGAGUGGGGCGGAGCUUGCAGCCCCGCCUCCAUGCGCCGGCCCGCCCCUCUCCUGCCGCGGCAGCCACCGCCCUGAGUGCUUUGAGCCUUCGGCCGGCUGGCGAUCUGCGUUGGAGCAGGCUCUCCCAGCGGCAACCCGGCCCAGGCCUCCAAAUGGCUCUCCCCGCGGGCCGGACCCUGCAGCGGUAGCUCCAGAGCUGGGACUGAGAGCUGCACCGCUUCGUCCAGUCGCUGCUGCGCACUCUCCAGCCCUGUCCUUCACCGAGCUGGCCAGAGCCUAGCUGAUGAAUUUGGGAAGACAAACUUGGGAGACAGACGAAGGUUUAGGGCCCAGCAGAGGACAGCUCAGCAAUGGCUCCCAUUUUUGGAGACGCAGGCGAAUUUGAGCUCAUGGGGAGGUGUGGUCGACUCCUCUCGGGGCGGGAGGGUGCUUCAUUUCUCUGCCGCUGUAGCCGGUGCUUCUGAGGAGUGAAUGGAGUGUAUGGGGCAUGGCACGUGCCUUCCUGUCUUGAAAAGUUGACCCUGGACAAAUUUAGGAACGGAAGGUGUCCAGUAGGGCCCUCUGUUACAAAUAGUCUCUAUUCGUGGGGGAAAGGCUAUGAGCUGCCUGGCUUCUCAUGACCGGGAAGUCUCCCUUACCUUUUCUGUACUCCUGGAGGGGCGUCUUGUUCACUUGUUUACCAGCAUCCGGGACAAGGAAGAGAAAAGAAAUGAGCCGUCAGACUGCAACAGCAUUACCUACUGGAACCUCAAAGUGUACACCGUCCCAGAGGGUGCCUGCGCUGACUGGCACAACCGCGUCCAACAAUGACUUGGCGAGUCUUUUUGAGUGUCCGGUCUGCUUUGACUAUGUGUUACCACCCAUUCUUCAGUGUCAGAGUGGCCAUCUUGUUUGUAGCAACUGUCGCCCAAAGCUCACAUGUUGUCCAACUUGCCGGGGCCCGUUGGGAUCCAUUCGCAACUUGGCUAUGGAGAAAGUGGCCAAUUCAGUACUUUUCCCUUGUAAAUAUGCCUCUUCUGGAUGUGAAAUAACUCUGCCACACACAGAAAAAGCAGACCAUGAAGAGCUCUGUGAGUUUAGGCCUUAUUCCUGUCCGUGCCCUGGUGCUUCCUGUAAAUGGCAAGGCUCUUUGGAUGCUGUAAUGCCGCAUCUGAUGCAUCAGCAUAAGUCCAUUACAACCCUACAGGGAGAGGAUAUAGUUUUCCUUGCUACAGACAUUAAUCUUCCUGGUGCUGUUGACUGGGUGAUGAUGCAGUCCUGUUUUGGCUUUCACUUCAUGUUAGUUUUGGAGAAACAGGAAAAAUACGAUGGUCACCAGCAAUUCUUUGCAAUUGUACAGCUGAUAGGAACACGCAAGCAAGCUGAAAAUUUUGCUUAUCGACUUGAGCUAAAUGGUCAUAGGCGGCGAUUGACUUGGGAAGCCACUCCUCGAUCUAUUCAUGAGGGAAUUGCAACAGCCAUUAUGAAUAGUGACUGCUUAGUCUUUGACACCAGCAUUGCACAGCUUUUUGCAGAAAAUGGCAAUUUAGGCAUCAAUGUAACUAUUUCCAUGUGUUGAAAUGGCAAUCAAACAUUUUCUGGCCAGUGUUUAAAACCGUUGCAUUCAGUUUCACAGAGAAUAAGGCACCCAUCUGCCUACCAAGCUGAAACUUUUGGUAGGUAGAGGCCAAACACAUGAAGGUAAAUAAAAGGAAAGGCUGUUAAAUACA